GCGGUUGUCACCAUAGGUCACUAGGUGGUGGCUAAACGAAUUUUAAUGGAAGCGCUUGUGCAAUCAGUGAGUGAAGUUGACGCUCUCUUGGGAUACGAACGUCUGCUGGUGGAAAUAUUCACGACCUAUUUCCUGAGCAUAUUUACGCUAUGCCGGGUGAUCUCAUCCACAGAGCCGUCGUCCCAUCAGCCCCUCAACAUUAGAAGUAAACUACCAUUCGUAGUUGUCGACUUGGACAGUAAAGCCCUAUGGAUCGAUAACAGCUCGAUGCUCGAGGCCAUCAAUUUCGGUAGUACCGUUUUUAUCGUUGACGAGAAUGCCGCUUUGCUGUUUCUCGACAACUUCAUACGAAUGCAUGAUGAAGCCAUGUUUCGAAAACCGGAAAAAUAUGUCAUUAUGACAAUGCGAUCCACCACCGAACCAAGAACAACCGAUAUUAUAAAGGCUAUCCAAAGCCACCCGGCGAUCGAGGAAAUCGCAAACCUCCUACUUAUUGUCCCGAAACAAGAUCGAUAUGAAUUUCUCACCCAUAGAUACGUCGGGAAUCUGCCUGAAGCAGUGGACCUUCUGCUUUUGGACACGUAUUUCCCAAAGAAUGGUUCCUUUUUGGAAGGAGCGUCGCUAUUCCCGGACAAACUUAAGGAUCUGAUGGGGAAAACAUAUCAGCUAGCAUCGUUCUAUUUGUUGCCAUGGGUCAUGCCUCGCCAGACCGAUUCAGGCAUCGUUAAUUAUCUGAACCAGUCGUACACGAUCGAUGGUUUGGAUGGAUACCUGCUGGUGUUGUUCUGCCAGCGGUUGAACUGUACCUGGGAUCUGUUGAUCGAUCAAUACUGGCAGUAUGGGCAGGUGUUCAAGAACCACACUGGCAAUGGAAUGGUCGGAGCACUGGCCGAACGGAAAGCUGACUUUGCACUGGCUGCCGUUGGAGCCUGGCAUCAGCUCUACCGUUAUUUCAGUUUCUCGAUUCCGAUUCAAUGGAUUGGGAUUACUUGUUUGCAACCAAGGCCGACAUUGAUCGACUACUGGAAGAUCGUAUUCAUGAUGUUCUCGUCAACUGUUUGGGCUGUUCUGCUAUUGACAUUCUUUUUAGUCGCUCUUUUGGACUACUACAUGCCGAGUGAUGUCACCAGAUGGUCUCCAAAUCGAAGAGGGUUUUCGUGGAGUCUCAUCAAUGUACUUGGCGCUUUUCUUCUGCUACCUUUUGAAAUGAGACGUAAUCGAGCUUCAGAAGUUAUGCUUUCGGUGGCACUAUCAGCUUUUACAUUGAUUGUAGCCUACGUCUACAUUGGCAAAAUUCACAGUAUUUUGGCAAUCCCAGUAUACGAACCUGCGAUCGACACCAUCAUUGAUUUCGCCGGAAGCAAACUCCGCUGGAAUGCUCCCCAUGAAGUGUGGAUGUACCUCAUUGCGGAAAGCGAUAACCCACACAUCAAGCAAAUCCUGACUAAGUUUCAUGUGUCCCCGGUUCCUCAGCUGGAGGCUAUUGCAAACCGCGGUGCUGAACCAAUUGUCAUGGCCAAGCUUCACUUCGGCCAUUCGAUGGUCGGCGAAUGGUUCACCGCGGAUAACAUCGAAAACUACCGGCUCAUGUCGGAUUUCCUCUACUACGAGUACGACACUGGGUAUGCGACCAAGACGUGGCCUCUUCUGGGCCAGUUUGAUCAUCUGUCGAUGUGGUACCGGGAUGGUUGCCUGUCGCGAUUUGUCGAACAGAUGGACGUAUUCCGGUACAUGAAUCAACGGGUACAGAUUUCGAUCGAACACUCGAGAGAUCGUCCUCCGAAUAAGGUGAAAGUGAUGGAGGUUGAUGAAAUCGAGGGAGGAUUGUUGAUGUUGGGAAUCGGCUAUGCGAUGGCAAUCGUUGCUUUUGUGGGUGAACUUGUAGUGCACGCAGCAAAACGCAAGAAGAUUGUAAGACGACUAGCCAUGAAGUGGAUGAAUCGAUCGAAGGGAAGGAAUUUGAUGGAAUGAUUAAAGUUAUACAGCAAAAGAACUUGAAAUUCUUAUAAAAUUUAUCUUACUAGGUAUACAGACACAGAAUGGUUGGUCAGAAAAAGUUUAGAUCGUUAUAGGAUAAUUAGCCAAAUGAGUGAAAUAAAACUUGAAUGCAACAAGUUAUAUAAUGAUGAUUUUUCAGCACGAGUCGUACAUUUAUCCAACGAUGGUUGCCGAGUUAAAUAAAUACGAUAAGUGCAGAAAAAAUCGAGUUUUGCAACGAGUUGCAUACAUUUAUUACAUUUACAUUUAGGUUACAUACUUCUUCAGCAUAAGGUACGACUGAGUAUCAUGGUCAAUCAAUCUCAUUUAACAUGCAGCUCAUCCUACUAUUGAUAACACAUACGUAAGGUGAGAAAGCACUCAAGUCUUACGGAGUUCUUCUCAAAAUGUAUUGUAGAGGAGAUCGGGACAAAAUAGACACCCGGGCCGAAAUUGAUACCCCUGUUUUUACCGAAACCAUUGACUUUUUUGUAAAACCUUUAAUGUAUAAAUGUAAAGGAACAAGUCGUAGUCCUAAUUUUUGAAAGUACCAUUUAUAUUCCUCCAAAAUAAUCAAAAUAUCUUUAAAAUUGAAAUAAGUUUUUCAUAUGGUAAAAUUCUUAUAAUUACAAAGCAGCAGCAAAUAAGGCAUCACGAGUGUUUGAGUGUGUCCACCAUAAAAACAAGUGUAUCUACAUAUAUAUGGAAGAUUAGCAAUGGAUGAAGUAUUAUAUUUUUGAUAAGAAUUUACUCAAAAUAAAAAAUUUUAAAUUGUAGUCGAUUCGGGGUGAAAUGAACACUGGCAAUUACAAAUGGAUGUACGCGCAUUGCAUAAUGUUAGCAUAAAAAUCAAUCCCAUUGUUUCAGCCUAAAGUUUAUUUAAUUAACUUAUAACAGCUUAUAAACUCGUCUAAGAUGGAGCAUUAUAUCUGUGGUAUUGAUCUCGGUAGGCAAAUUACUUAUCUGGUCGAUGUUAUCAAAGAUACAGCAUAAAAUAUGCAGGGGUGUCCAUUAUGCUCUGUACCUUUCCUACCAGCCCUGAAAAAACACACGGUUUACAAUUCAUUAUUUCUUCACAAUAAAGACAUUCUGCCUGCUGUAAAUGAUUGAAACACGUAGGAAACAAGCUAAAGUUGUAAGCCAACUGAUAAUAUGUUAAGUUUUUCUCUGUUAUACAGGCCUAACGUACUCAUUCGCUUGAGGUAUCCAUUAUGCCCCAAAUCCCCCUAAUUUCAGUAGCUUUUAUGGUGUGUUGAGGAACACUUCUCUCACAGAGCUCAUCGUGUAGUAUGUAAGGUGAGUAGCUAAUACUUCUGGUGUCCAUGGUUCGAGUCUGGAUAAAAUCUUUUUCUAUUUUUUUAUCACUCCCCUUCGUUUGUGUUGCAUAACAGUUCAGAAUCUGCGAUUUUUGGGUUUCAAAAAUGAAGCAAUUGUGACCUAUCGCACGUAAUACGGACAGCGAAUAAAUUGCACUAAGGUUGCUGUUACUGGCUUAGAAACAAAUCGUGUUGCUUGUGCGUCCAUGUCUCGUGUCUGUAAUAGACCACCGGUAUUAUUAGCGCCUUGUACAUGAUACAUUUGGUGCAGGGGUGAAUCUUUUUUGACCACAGUUUCUUGUAGAACCCGUAGUAGGCACGCCUCACUGCACAGUGCAGUGGUUCACGAACCAGAUUUACGAGGAAAGAUGCAUUCAACGCCUUCAAAUGAGCUUUUAGGCAAAUAUGGUCUUCUACAAAGUUGUUUCUAAUAAUAAGGCCCUCUUUCCAAUGUGCAUGAGAAAUAGGGUUGUCCAUAUUUCCAAAGAAAUUGCUAAGCAAACUUUUUUAUUUGCAAGAAUAACUAUAUACAUUCUUCGGGAAAGUUGUAGAUCUAUCUAUUUUGAGCAAUUUUGCUUAAGACACUUUUUAUGUAGCUUUAAAAUUGACAGAUCUACUGUUAUUUUCUGAAUUAGCUUAGGGUGGUUCAAGAAAAACCGGUUUUCUGGCGUUAACUGUUUCUGUUUGAAUUUUUCAUCAAAGUCGCCCAAGAAACACUUGUAGAGCAUUUGAAGACGCGUCGUUUCGUGAUGGUCGUUAUCUCUUUUGGUUUAAAAGUUACAGGCGUUUUUCUUAAAAAAUCAUAGUUUUUUUUAAAAGGCGUUAUGACGGGUUGAGGCAAACAUAAAAAAUAUAUUUUGCCCGCAUUCAAAAGAAGAAAUGUUGUUAUAAAACAUAUCAAAAAAUUAGAGGAGUGUUAUUUUUGUAACUUAAGUGAAAAAUACUUGAAAAGUGCCUAUUUUUCUAGAAAAUCAUCAAUAUCUUUUGAACGGAAUGACGUAGCAACAUUUUCAGCGCACGAAAAUGCGCGUUUCUGGAAGCUCUAAAAGUGGUUCUUAGGCGACUUUGACGAGAAAUUUGAAGCAAAAAAGAUAAAGCAAUAAAACGACUUGUUCUAGCGUCACCCUAUGAAAACUAUGGGAAAAUGCUCAAAAUUUGGUCAAAACAGUUUAAACGCUUUAUUUUUUGUUUCAAAUUUCUCAUCAAAGUUGUCCAAGAACCAUUUUUAGAGCUUUGAAAAACGCACAUUUUCGUGCGCUGAGAAUGUUGCUACGUCAUUCCGUUCAAAAGGUAUUGAUGAUUUUCUAGAAAAAAUAGUCACUUUUCAAAUAUAUCUCACUUGAGUUACAAAAAUAACACCCCUCUAAUUUUUUGAUAUGUUUUAUAACAACAUUUCUUCUUUUAAAUGCGGGCAAAGGAUAUUUUUUUAUGUUUGCCCCAACCCGUCAUAACAGCUUUUUACAAAACUAUAAUUUUUAAAGAAAAACGCCUGUAACUUUUGAACCAAAAGAGAUAACGGCCAUCUCAGCACACGAAACAAUGCGUCUUCGAAUGCUCUACGAGUGUUUCUAGGGCGACUUUGAUGAAAAAUCGAAACUGAAAAAGUUAACGCCAGAAAACCAGUUUUUCUUGAACCACCCUAAGCUAAUUCAGAAAAAUAUCUCUAGAUCGGUCAAUUUUUAAGCUACAUAAAAAGUGUCUUCAGCAAAUUUGCCCAAAGUUGAUAGAUCUACAACUUUACCGAAGAAUGUAUAUAGUUAUUCUUUGCAAAUAAAAAAGUUUGCUUAGCAAUUUCUUUGAAAAUAUGGACCACCCUAAUUUUCAUGUAUAUUGAAAAGAGGGCCUUAAGGACUGUUCAUUAAAGAAAGUGGACAUCUGUUUACCAAUAGUUUAGAGUUAAAACUAAACAAAAAAUUGUGAAUUUUUACUCAGUGUGUAAAAGCAUUGUUCACUUCGGCAACACACUCAAAGAAAACGAAAAAAGUAUGAAAUUUCGAGCGAUAGUUCGUAUUAGCUUUGCGACUAGCUGAUUAAUUCUGCACAAAUGGUGUUCCAAAAAGUUGUCGUUUCGAGAAUUGGCUUACUAAUACAAUUUCGGGACCGCAAUUUUUUAACGCUAAGCAGGGGACAGAUGUGCCGGAUGAUGUAGGGUACAUCAGAACUGAAAAAUUUGGGAAAAAGUUUUUAGUGUGGCAAGCCAAUUGUUCAUCUGGCUUAAAGAUUUCUUCGUAUUUCACAACGGGAACAAUCAACGGUGAAAAUAACAGACAGGGAUGCAUCAAAAAUCGACUUCUACUUAUCUACCGGAAACAUACGGAUCCUCUUUUGUUUUAGGCGGAUCUGGCAUCCGCUUAUUAUGCUUCUUCUAUACUAGAGAUGCUCAAGACGGAAAAAGUCGAUUUUGUCGAAAAAUGGCAAAAUCCACAAAACUUCUCUGAACAGCGUCCUGUGGAAAGAUACUGGACAAUAAUUAAGCGGCAUCUUAAGAAAGAUGGAAGAGAAGCAAGCUCUGUUGAUUGAUUCAAAAAAAUUUGGCCUGCGGCACAACAAAAAGUUACGGAGAAAGUUGUGCAGAAUCUAAUGGGAGGUAUCUAGAGGAAAGUCCGAGCGUUCUUCCGAAAAGCGAAGUAAAUGUUCAAACUCACGUGAAUUUGGCCACAUGUAUGUUGAUUGUCAUUUAUAAAAAUCAACUUAUGAAUUUGUUGGAAAAUACAUAUUUUCUAUUGAAAAACAGGUGUCCACUUUCUUUAAUGAACAGUCCUUAUUUUUAGGAACAACUUUGUAGAAGACCAUAUUAAUCUAGAAAAUCAUUUGAAAGCGCUGAAUGCAUCUUUCCUCGUAAAUCUGUUUCGUGGACCAUUGUGCACUGGCGCAGUCUAGUGCCGUGCACCAUUGACAGUUGCAUAAAACUUUCGCAUAUCAUUCCUGUCCAUAAUGUCCUGCGCUUUAGCAAUCACACUCUCUUCGUGCUGUCGUUUUUUUACUGCAGUGGAUUCGUUGUUGAGCCGGGUACCGGCCACUAAAGCUAUGUUCACUUAGAAUUCACCGGAAUCAUGUCACAUUUUCUAGUGGCGCUCUCAAUGAACAUAAUCAUCAUUCUUUUGCAGCACUCUGAUCAUACACUAAUCCUCUUUAAAUGGUGAAAAUUUCAUCGAUUUUCUUGCAACGAGUGAAAAGUUAUUUCAGAUUGAAAACAAGAGGAGGAAAAAAAUCUUGCACUAACACGUUGAAAAUUUAGCGUGGUCAGGUACGACAGUCGCGAAAAAUGUUAAUAUCGUCAAAACCAUUAUGUGUUAUGUGCACAGAUGUUGUUAACCAUGGCAUAAGGAAGUGUCCUCGGAAGAAAAAAAGCUUGGGUUCAUUGAUAAAUCUGCUUUGAAUUUGAAGAUUUGGCAAGAAGUUCGAACUCUGGGCAUGGUUUUUUCGCAACAAGAUGAUGAGAACCAAUUCAUACAAGGAUGACAGCCUCAAAAAUCGCGUGCUGCUUUUCAAAAACGCACACAAGGGAUAUGUAGAGGUUUUACCUAUUUUGAUGAGCUGCCAUGACAGCCGGAGACGUUCAGUGGUGUCGUCACAGAUGGGUAGUGUUUAUCAACGAAAAAACACUCAAAUUUCGCGUUUUCUCAAUUCACUGAAUUGCCCCUCAUUUCACAAUAAAAAAAAGCUUGGCAAUUUUUCUUCGGAAUCCUAGUCAGACUAGUCAAGGCACUCAGGACACUGCAUAGAUGACCUGAUUGUUGAACAAACGUGCGGAAGGGGUUGUUGCUAAAAUUUACCACCGUUGUGCAGAUUUUUAGAGAGGUCAACACUGAAAAAGUGAGAAAAUGUGUGAAAAAUAAAAAUAAAUAAUUUCAAUGAUAUUUUUACAUGAAAGUACAAUAAAUAACCUUUGUUUUGAAGGCUUCACCUUUUAUGUUUGUUAUUCCAUCCCUAAGAUAUACGUGAUUUUGUCAUUCCGGAUUCUAAAUGAACAUAGCUUUAGCAUUCGUCUUCUGGUUGUAUUCUUUUCGUUCGGCACUCGUUAGCACUCCUCCUCGAUCCUACCAAAAGGGAAUGAUAAAUGUAUGUAAAUUAUAUGAUUAUGAUGGAUACUAAAUAUCUCAAGUAGAUCCCUAGUUAACCACGUUGAUACCACUAUUAAUCCAAUAGUAAUUUCUUUUUAACACCAAAAUGUAAGUUAUUACCUUCUUUAUAAUACCUAAAACAUAACUGAAAACAAAAUUCUAGCUUUGAAGUUGCAUUGAAUGUUUCUGAAAAACAGGAAGAUAUUUGUCUCGCCUCAACAUAAACUGAUUCAGAAAAUAUUUUCGUUGUUUUCUAAUCUGCUUUUGAAUUAAGGACAGCUUUUGCAGUUUAUGACAAUUACAAAAUGCUUGUGCAUCUUCAAAAUGUACCUGGGACUGAUAUAAUAUGUAACGUGAGCUGUAGUACUCCCAGGCCCGGAUUUAAGAGGGAGCAAUGGGGGCAAGUGCCCCGGGCCCCCCGAUUAGAGGGGCCCCUUAAAAAAACCUGAAGCACAAUAAUCAGAAUUUUUACUUGAAGUUUUUUUAUUUUUUGAUAAUUGCACAUCAAAGUCCUAAGUUUCAAAUUGUUGAUGCAAAAACAUUUUUCUCUUUCGAUUAAGCUUAAAACCUAUAUUUUAAUUGCUAAAUAAUCCAACCGUAGAAUUUAAGUAUAUUUCCCAGCAUUACUGUUUUGAGGGAUCAGUUUUAAUGCUUGGUUGCAGCAAAUUCAUAUCUAGAGAGGCCGUACCGUAUUCUAUAAUCAGGUAAAACUGUAAUUUAGGUAUACGCGAGUUUCUACAAAAUCUCCUAGAAGUUUAUGAUAAAUUUAGAAGAAAACGUUCUUAGAACUUUAAGUUACAACAAAAAGCGUAUCUAACAAACUGCUUUAUAUACAUCUGCAUCAGUUUGUUGAGGACAAAUGUUAUCAUGGGAGAGAGAAGAUAAUAAUUCCUGGAGAGUUCGGAAUAUUUGGCUCAGUUUGGGAAACCUAGUUUUCAAAAAAACAUCUCGUGAACAUUUCACUCGAAGAAUAUUACAAUCUGAACUGAACGCUUUAUUUUAAAGUUUCCAUAAAUCUUGUAAAUUCGGAUGAAAGUUUAAAAUAUAAAGUUGAUUAUGAAAGUUUAAAAUAACCUAAAUACGGUACUUGACAUUUUAGCAUAAAUAUUGAAAUAAAUGUUCGUAACAUUUGUUUUGAUUUUUUAAAUAAUCUGCCGAAAUUUUGGAGAUAAGGUUUGGAAAAGGUAUACUUUUUAAAUGUAUCCUGUAUGAAUGAACAAAACAGUUGUGUGACAUAUUUUUUUCCUUAACCGUAAAAAAAAACAAAAAAAUAAUAAUACACAACAUUGAAAAGAAAUCGAUGCACUUAUGUUUAAUAUAUUCAGACUCUUGUUUUUGGGGGCCCACAUUAUAGGGUUUGCCCCGGGCCCCCCGAAGCCAAAAUCCGGCACUGAGUACUCCUGAUUCUACGCAACGGCUGUUGGGGACCCAAUACAAUAAACAACAUCUCUAAUUACAGCUUUUAUUGGCAAUUAUUUUACGUCGACGGAGCAAAUAGAUUAGCUCUGCAAUGUUUUUUAUCCAAUUCCCUCUAGAUUGACUUGACUAUGCCUCAUAUUUAUUUAUUUACGCUAUGGACAGAUGAUAUGAGAAAAUAAUUUACACAUGCUAGCAUGAUAUCCAUAAAUUUACUUUGAAAAGUACCAUAAUACUUACCUACAUCCUUUGGAGUGGUUUCAAAAUACAGUCUAUCAAGAUUGAUGAUAACAAUGUACUAUCUCAGAUAUUUGGUCUCCCAAGAAGCAGUGUACAUUUCGCAGGGCAAGCUAAUCAGCCAAGUUGGUGACGUGCUCCACGCAUUUUCAAAAUAUUCCCUAUUAACGCAACGUACUUCUUGCAGUGGCCACUUACUUCCUAGAAGUGUACACCAUUUGUCGUAUUGUCAAUCAAACGAAAUCCUCACUCAAACCAACCUUGAACAUUCCGUUCCGGUUACCGAUCGCAGUCGUUC
Messenger RNA from Aedes albopictus (Asian tiger mosquito), 9308 nucleotides. RefSeq lists its product as uncharacterized. NCBI's taxonomy places the organism in Eukaryota, Metazoa, Arthropoda, Insecta, Diptera, Culicidae. The transcript has 5 exons. The record is from RefSeq and is a predicted model, not a curated record. The coding region runs from base 46 to 1971 and encodes 641 amino acids.